This is a messenger RNA of Carica papaya (papaya), 2714 nucleotides long. The record is from RefSeq and is a predicted model, not a curated record. Lineage: Eukaryota; Viridiplantae; Streptophyta; Magnoliopsida; Brassicales; Caricaceae.
UGCUGUCUCCACCUUCGCCCUCGGAAACCUCCCCUUGGCUUUUCUUUUCCUCUUUCCUUCUCUCUGUCUUUAUAAAUCUACAUUUUAAGAUUAUAGAGAGAGAAAUUUUGCCGUAUCCAUCUCGGCUCGGUGUGCCCAAGUCAAUGGCGCCGAGCGGGAGGCACCUGCAGCUGACAGCGGUCGCCGGUGGUAGAGUACCGCCGGCGACCAUCGAAGAUUCCGGUGACAUGGAGGAGGUGCGGCUUUUGGACUCAUAUGAAGACGGAAACAGCGAUAAUUUUGUAAAAGUCGAAGAGGGUAUGAGGAGAAUUCAAUUGACUGUGACGGGAAUGACAUGUGCUGCUUGUUCGAAUUCUGUUGAAGCUGCUUUGAAGAGCGUUAAUGGGAUCUUGGCAGCAAGUGUGGCCUUGUUGCAAAACAAGGCUGAUGUCGUUUUAGAUCCCUCUUUGGUCAAGGGAGAGGACAUAAAAAAUGCCAUCGAAGAUGCAGGGUUUGAGGCAGAGAUUCUACCAGAACCCUCUACAACUGGGAGAAAAUCUAAUGCAACCCUUUUGGGGCAGUUUACAAUAGGGGGUAUGACAUGUGCAGCUUGUGUCAACUCUGUUGAAGGUAUUUUAAGAGCCCUUCCUGGUGUCAAAAAGGCUGUGGUUGCGUUGGCUACUUCAUUAGGAGAAGUUGAAUAUGAUCCCACUGUGGUCAGUAAGGAUGAUAUAAUAAAUGCUAUUGAAGAUGCUGGCUUUGAAGCUUCAUUUGUUCAAAGCAGUGAGCAGGAUAAGAUCAUCCUUGGAGUUACUGGGGUAUUCAACGAGGUGGAUGUACAGCUCCUGGAAGGCAUACUUAGCCGGUUAAAAGGGGUGAGGCAGUUUCGUUUUGACUGGGCAUCAGGGGUACUACAAAUAGUUUUUGAUCCUGAAGUUGUCAGUCCUAGAUCCUUGGUUGAUGGGAUUGAGGGAGGAGGCAACGGAAAGUUUAAAUUACAUGUUAUGAAUCCUUAUGCAAGGAUGACUUCUAAAGACUUCGAAGAAACCUCAAACAUGUUCCGUCUUUUUAUCUCCAGUCUUUUUCUCAGUAUUCCUGUUUUUCUCAUACGAGUAGUUUGUCCUCACAUUCCACUUCUGGAUUCCUUACUGCUUUGGAGAUGUGGACCCUUCUUGAUGGGUGAUUGGUUGAAAUGGGCAUUGGUAAGUGUUGUUCAGUUUGUUGUUGGAAAGCGCUUCUACAUUGCAGCAGGGAGAGCUCUUCGAAAUGGUUCGACUAACAUGGAUGUUUUGGUUGCACUUGGGACUUCGGCGGCUUAUUUUUACUCUGUUGGUGCACUUCUAUAUGGUGCAGUAACUGGUUUUUGGUCUCCAACAUACUUUGAAACAAGUUCCAUGCUGAUAACAUUUGUGUUGUUGGGGAAAUAUCUGGAAUGCCUUGCAAAGGGAAAAACAUCUGAUGCUAUUAAGAAGCUAGUAGAACUUGCACCAGCAACUGCAAUUUUAAUAAUCAAAGACAAAGGUGGAAAGUGUAUUGGGGAGAGGGAAAUUGAUGCUUUGCUAAUUCAGCCUGGUGACACAUUAAAGGUUCUUCCCGGUACAAAGCUUCCGGCGGAUGGUGUGGUUGUGUGGGGUUCAAGCUAUGUCAAUGAAAGUAUGGUAACUGGUGAAUCUGUGCCUGUCGUGAAAGAGGUAAAUUCACCUGUUAUUGGAGGCACAAUAAACUUACAUGGCGCCCUUCAUGUACAAGCUACCAAAGUAGGAUCUGAUGCAGUUCUGAGUCAGAUAAUUAGCUUGGUUGAGACAGCCCAGAUGUCCAAGGCUCCUAUUCAAAAGUUUGCUGACUUUGUUGCAAGCAUUUUUGUUCCUGUGGUUGUUGCGAUGUCAUUGAUAACAUUAUUGGGUUGGCUUAUUGGUGGAAUUGUUGGAGCUUACCCAGAACAGUGGCUACCGGAAAAUGGAAACCACUUUGUUUUUGCUCUCAUGUUUGCAAUAUCAGUUGUGGUGAUUGCAUGUCCCUGUGCUCUUGGCUUGGCAACUCCAACUGCUGUCAUGGUUGCAACAGGGGUUGGGGCAAAUAAUGGUGUGCUGAUAAAAGGAGGGGAUGCAUUGGAAAGGGCACAGAAGGUUAAGUAUGUAGUGUUUGAUAAAACAGGAACCCUAACCCAGGGGAAAGCUGCAGUUACAACUGCAAAAGUUUUCUCAGGGAUGGAUCGAGGCCAAUUUCUUACAUUGGUGGCUUCUGCAGAGGCUAGCAGUGAACACCCAUUAGCAAAAGCAAUUGUGGAAUAUGUUCGUCACUUUCAUUUCUUUGAUGAGCCUUCUUCAAUCAAGGACAAGAGCGACAACAAAAUAUCCACUGUAUCUGGAUGGCUUCUUGAUGUCUCAGAUUUCUCUGCUCUGCCAGGAAGAGGAAUCCGGUGCUUUAUUGAUGGAAAGCGGGUUUUGGUUGGCAAUCGGAAGCUGAUGGCAGAAAGUGGAAUCAGCAUUCCAACCAAUGUUGAAAGUUUUAUGGUAGAACUGGAAGAAAGUGCCAAGACAGGCAUACUUGUUGCUCAGGAUAAUAACUUGAUUGGUGUUUUGGGUGUUGCAGACCCAUUAAAAAGAGAGGCUGCUGUAGUUGUGGAGGGUCUUCUUAAGAUGGGUGUCAUACCUGUCAUGGUUACAGGGGAUAAUUGGAGAACUGCGAGGGCUGUUGCCAGGGAGGUAUGUAUAUUUGAUCUAUUUAUGCAAUGA